UUCAGAAAGUCGCUAAAAGUUAGCGAAUCGUCAAAUUAACAAUCGCUACAUUUUUUAUGUAUCGCUUGCUAACAAAUUGUUAAAAUUCCGAUUGUUCAGACUAUUGUUAUCGCUAUCGCUAACUAAUAAUCGUUAAACUAUUUAACGAUAUCGCUAGGAAGUUUAGCGAUAUCGCUAAAUUUUAAGCGACAAAUGUAUAAUGGGGUUGACCCAUAAUGCAUUUGCUUUUUCCCACAAUGCAUUUAAAUGCAUAAAGUAUUACCCACAAUGCAUUGAAAAAAACAUAAUGGCUGCCCAAGCAGACAACACUUUGUCAUUGUCAGAAAAAAAUAAGAAAAGAGGUUGCAACUUUAGUGCAUAUGAGAGGGAAAUUCUCAUAACUGAAUAUGAAAAAGUAAAGGACAAAUUAAAUAACGCAAAGGUAUCACAAGAUGCGAAACAAAAGAUGUGGGAUUGUAUUGGAAGUGCUGUUUCACUUGCUGGAGUUGGGAUAAGAACAGGAAAAGAUGUGAGAAACAAAUUUCACAACUUGAACCGGGUUGCAAAGUCAACAGAAAUGCAACAAAGAAAGCAUUUGAAGGGAACAGGGGGUGGACCACCAUCUGAAAAACCGCCCGAGGAGGUGCUCCGCCUUAUUAACAUCAAUAAGGCAGACCCAGGCUUCAGUGGGAUUCCUGGUGGGCUAGAAACCACAAUUGCAGCAGAGAAGGAAUUAAAGGUCGAUGAGCUGCCAAAUGGUGAUGUGGUUAUUCAAGUCAUACCAGAAUCAGAUUCAGAAGCAGAGAGACGUGCAGUGUUCGAUUUGGACACGAUAGAAUUAGACAGAGGAAGCCAGUCCACCGGCAAGGAAUUCCAAAGUAGAAUGCAAUCCUCGAGUAAUCAGCAAGUGAAAAAAAUGAAAACAUCUCUGCAGGAAAAGGUGCAGACAGCUCAACUGGAAUGGUUCGAAGGACAAAAUAAAAAAGUUGAGCUGGAGAUGGAGCUUUUGAGGGAAAAGAUCGCAACGUCUAGGGAGAAAAGGAAGCUGUUUAAAGCUUUGCAAAUAGAGUUGAAGGGGAAGGAUGACAUGGACAUAAUUCCAUUAGUUUGUGACGAAUAGGAUUGGACCAUAGCAGAUAAGAAACAGGGGGAGAUCAUCAGUUCUGAAAAUAAUACUGUGUUAAAAAGAUGACACUAUUCAUUCUGAGUAUUAAUAAUGUUUUAAUUGA
This is a messenger RNA of Mya arenaria, 1208 nucleotides long. RefSeq lists its product as uncharacterized. Gene Ontology annotation, cellular component: nucleus. Lineage: Eukaryota; Metazoa; Mollusca; Bivalvia; Myida; Myidae. The coding region runs from base 200 to 1099 and encodes 299 amino acids. The transcript has 6 exons. The record is from RefSeq and is a predicted model, not a curated record.